Podarcis raffonei (Aeolian wall lizard) is the source of this 3815-nucleotide messenger RNA. It is a transcript of the gene RAVER1, whose product is annotated as ribonucleoprotein, PTB binding 1. The transcript has 15 exons. Gene Ontology annotation, molecular function: mRNA binding. Lineage: Eukaryota; Metazoa; Chordata; Lepidosauria; Squamata; Lacertidae. Bases 16 to 2292 code for a protein of 758 amino acids. Gene Ontology annotation, cellular component: cytosol. The record is from RefSeq and is a predicted model, not a curated record.
CGGCUGGCUCCCAAGAUGGCGGCGGCGGCGGCGGUUGUGGCGGGGGUUCCCGCGGCGGCGGCGGCGGCUGACUCUGCCUCGCCGGCCCCGGCCAGCGCCCGCGAAGAGGAGCUCCCUCGCCUGGAGCCGGCCGAGGUGAGGAGCCGCCUGGAGAGGAGCGCCCGGCAGUUCCGCAACCGGCGCAAGGUGCUCGUCCGGGGGCUGCCCGCCGACGUCGCUAACCAGGAAGUUCAUGAUCUGCUGAGUGACUACGAAUUAAAGUACUGUUUUGUGGAUAAAUACAAGGGAACUGCUUUCGUCACGUUACUGAAUGGGGAACAGGCGGAAUCGGCCAUUAAGCAAUUCCAUCUGAGCAAGCUGCGAGACAAAGAGAUCACAGUGCAGUUACAACCUACAGAUGCCUUGCUCUGCAUUGCCAACCUGCCCCAGCUUUACACGCAGCAACAGUUUGAGGACCUGGUUCGGCCCUUUGGGAACCUGGAACGCUGCUUCUUGGUGUAUAGUGAGAAGACGGGGCACUCCAAAGGCUAUGGCUUUGUGGAGUACAUGAAAAAGGAUUCAGCAGCCCGAGCAAAAUCUGACCUGCUGGGCAAACAGUUGGGAACACGGACUCUGUAUGUUCACUGGACAGAUGUUAACCAGUUGACCCUGGACCUCAUUCAUUCAAAGUGCUUAUGCAUAGAUAAACUGCCACACAAUUACAAUGACAUAGAAGAACUGAGGCAGACCUUCUCUGCCAUCUGCCCUCCAACAUUCUGUCAGUUGGCAUGUGGUCAGGAUGGGCAGCUAAAGGGCUUUGCAGUCCUCGAGUACGAGUCAGCUGAGAUAGCAGAGAUGGUCCAAGAGGCCACCAAUGGCCUGCCACUUGCUGGAAACCACAUCAGAGUGUCCUUCUGUGCUCCAGGCCCUCCUGGGAGAAGCAUGCUAGCUGCUCUGAUAGCGGCACAGGCAACAGCACUUAACCGUGGAAAAGGGCUUCUUCCCGAGCCCAAUCUUCUUCAGAUUCUGAACAGCUUAGGGAAUCCUACGUCAGUCCAGCUCUUAUUCAACCCUCUCCUUCAUGGAGCCAUUGGAGGAAAGCAAGGAAUCCUAGGAGCCCCUCCAUCAGUGCACCUGCUAAGCAACCCUGCCCUGUCCACAGCGCUGCUUCAGCUAGCGCUUCAAAAUCAAACACAAGCACAACAGAAGGCAUUUCUUGGAAACUUGCUCUUAGUCCAAAACCAGGUCUGGACACAACUCCUGCAGAACAAGGAAAACCAGGCCAUAUUCCAUAAACCAGGAAUCUUGGGAGAGUCUCCACUGGGUUCCUUGCAGCAUGCUUUGGGAAUGCAAAACACACCAACUUCUCAGACAGGAAAUCAGUUACUGAGUGAGAUGUCCUCAGGUGGCUCCCUACCUUCUGAUAUGGCUCCAGGACCUGUGAAAUCUCCAAUCUUGCCUUCAGGAAACCUGCCUUUGCCAUCCUUUCUGGGACCGUUGGGAAUGGAGAGGGAGAACUCUGUGAUAGGACCCCACCUGACCCAACCUGGGCUGCAAGGCCUCACCACUUCUAUCCUGGGGUCUGUGAUCAGUGGGCUUCAGAAGCCAAAGCAGACAGAAAAUGGGCCUCCAUCAUCUGGGGUCUCUCUGCUAGGAGAGCCACCCAAAGACUUCAAGAUUCCACUCAAUCCUUACUUAAAUCUGCAAAGUCUUCUCCCUACGAACAAGCCUGGAGGUGGGGCCAACAAAGCAUUCAGCUUGAAGACUGGUGUCCUGGGCAAUGUUUCAAAUCCCAGAAUUCCACAGGCCUCCCUAUCUGAUCCUGUGUUGCCUUCUUCUGGGCUGACAGGAGACGGCUGUGCUUUUGACUACCAGCCAGACUUGGGCACGCGAAUGUAUCCACAGGCCAGAGAGACAGGGCCCCAGCUAGGUGGAUUUGCACACAACAAGCAGAAGGUGCCAUCACCUGGGUUUGAACGGAACAGCCUUGGAGCCCCUCUGCCUCCGUUCUAUUCCGGAUCCCCAAGCUCCUAUUUCACCAGCGGCCUUCAGGCUGGGCUCAGACAGAGCCACCUAAACAAAGCAGUUGGGAUGCCACCUGUGAGUGCAGCAGAUGGCAUCAUGGGACUAGGGCCAACAAGUCACUCACACAGCACCUACUCAAAGACUCCGGUUGGUGGCCAGAAACGGGCCUUUUCCCACCUGCUCCCAUCCCCAGAACCCAGCCCAGAAGGGAGCUAUGUGGGUCAGCAUUCUCAAGGCCUGGGAGGGCACUACGCAGACUCCUAUAUGAAGCGAAAGAGGAUAUUUUAAUCAGUUUCCUAUAGAAGCACUCACUUUUCUCCUUCCCCAAAUAUGUAAAUUUUUGUAAAAAUGUUUUUAAUGUUUUGCUUAGACUUGGUUUUAAGACUCUGUGCAGAGGUCUUGGCUUCUGAGCAUGGGAUCCAGUGCAAGCACAUCCUGGGCUUUGAAGAUGAACCCUUGGUGCUUUUUGCAGCAAAUGCCCCUUUUCCCUAAGUGAGGCUAUUUCGACAAUCAGGAGAAGCACCACCAAACUGCAGACAGCUCCCUACUGCCUCUCAGUCAGCUGGACCAAAAUGAAACUGGAUGCCUUUUCCCUACUUGGGCUCCUUCCUGUUCUGUGCUCUUAUUGCAGUAUAUUCCACUUGCAUGGUCCUGUUGAGCUAGGGCCUUGUCUUCUAGAGAUACGAGUGUCUUGCCUUAACACUUUUUCCAGCGAAGGAAUGUACUUGCAUUCUGUUGGUGCCUCUGGAUUGCUGCAGUGUGAUAGAGCAAACUACUAAAGAGGAAGAAGAUGGCAACAGAGAACUCUUGUGUCACAUUGGAAAACACGGUCCUGGUCAGUUGCAGCCUGUCACCUUCACUCUGCUCCUGCGGCCCCCAGGUAGAGACAUGACUCUGCCUCCCCUGCAAUCUGACUUUGCUUUUAUUUUUUUAAACAUUAAGUCUGUGUACUUAUUUUGGUUAUGAUUAAUUUGUAAAUUACCUUUUUUAAAAAAAAAAAUCCAUGCUUUUAGUUACUUCCUUUAAAAAUACAUAGUUUAGAAGUGUGUGAUCUUGGUAAACUCUAUGAACUUGAUUUAUUUGUUUUAAAUUCUCUCCCUCCUUGGGUUGUUGCUGUUUUUUCAUUGGUUUAGACCAAUUCCUUCUUGGGUGCAAAGGUUUUUUGAGUGAGUGUGGUUUUGUCUUAAUGCUGAUCCUGCAGUCUGAUAACACUUAAGCCAGGCUCCUGUGGCUGGGUCUGCCUGGGGUGACUUAGAAUUUUGCUUAGUGUUUUUCCAUCCCGGUGACAACAGGAGUCCUCCAUUUGGCUUUUUGAGAGGACCCAGCUUUGAAGCUACACCUGCACUUUUUGCAGAGCUAAGAUUUUUGAGUGGGUUCCACUGAACUGGCAUUUUCAAGCUCCAGACUCAACUUAAUGGGCUGUGAAUGAUCCUCUUCCCCUUACACUGGGCUGAGUGUGAAAAGAUGGAAAGCACAACCCUAUUCUACCAGGACAUUUUCUGAACAAGGUCCAGGUUUAGCUUGGUACAGAGAUAAAUAAAUGGCCCUAUAAGUUGCUUAAACAUCUUAGGUUCACAAUAGUUCCAUAUUACCCAUUCUCAGUGUGUGGAGUUUGUUUUGAGACAGAGAAGGGGUCUGUGGCCUUUUUCCUGGGGGAUUUGUAGUUUAGCCUAUAUACAUUUUCUGUUUUAUAAACAUGCUAUGAUGAUUCUACUGUAGAUACUGCUUGGUUAGCUGUAUAUGUCGUGGGAUUUGAAAUCCAUUGGCAGCUGGAUACCAACUUUCCAAAGUAAAGUUAUAUUUAUAUCAAA